Molecule: messenger RNA, 7292 nt
Organism: Hippocampus zosterae (dwarf seahorse)
Lineage: Eukaryota; Metazoa; Chordata; Actinopteri; Syngnathiformes; Syngnathidae
Product: autophagy-related protein 2 homolog B-like
Exons: 43
Coding region: 358-6573 (2071 amino acids)
Biological process (GO): reticulophagy; autophagy of mitochondrion; autophagosome assembly
Cellular component (GO): extrinsic component of membrane; phagophore assembly site
Molecular function (GO): phosphatidylinositol-3-phosphate binding
Source: RefSeq, a predicted model, not a curated record
AACCUAUUACUUUGUUCUUGCUGCAGCUUCAACCUACCAUCACCGAUCCGGGGAGUGUGUGUGAAGGCUCAGUUUGAUGCGGAGUCAUGAGAGUGUUUGUAAACAACGCAUUUCGAAGGAAACUGGAGUCAAAGCACCACCUUCACACAUCUUUGUGUACCAUCAUAUCCUCCAUCAUCGUGGAAUGCCAAGGAUGUCAGAAUUUACGGUUUUUGAUUGCUUUCACUCGACGGGAUGGCACAACUGACUCAACUGACUCGUUCUUAACAGUCUUUCAGACGAAUAUAUUUUAGGCACAGGGCUUUAAAAAGACCUUCCUUUUAUCUUUGCACUAUACCGUACACGCAUCGAGUCAAGAUGCCCUGGCCAUUUUCUGAGUCCAUUAAGAAGCGGGCAUGUCGUUACCUCUUGCAUCGGUACCUCGGGAAGUUUCUGCAGGAAAAAUUGAGUUUGGAUCAACUCAGUUUAGAUCUCUACCAAGGCACUGGAUCAUUGGCACAAGUGCCCCUGGACAAAUGGUCACUCAAUGAGCUCCUUGAGACGGCAGAUGCUCCAUUUGAGAUUAUUGCAGGAUUCAUCCAGACUAUUUCUCUAACUGUUCCAUGGGCAGCAUUGCUGCAUGACAACUGUGCCCUUGAGGUGAAAGGCUUAGAGAUGGUGUUUAGACCAAGGCCAAGAGUAGCAUCUGGCACUGAGCCCGUGUACUGGUCCAGUUUCAUGACGAGCAGCAUGCAACUCGCCAAAGAGUGUCUGAGCCAGAAGCUCACAGAUGAUAUGGGGGAAAACUUCCAACCGUAUGAAGGACUGGAGAAGUUUGCUGAAACAAUAGAAACAGUGCUAAGACGAGUGAAAGUAACUUUUUUGGAUACAGUUUUGAGGGUUGAACACGUUCCAGAAAAUUCCAAAACUGGAAUUGCUCUUGAGGUUCGAAUCAACAGGAUUUUUUAUUCUGAUGAAACUGGAGAGGAGAGCUCAAGUGUGAAUGUGCAUCAGCCAAUCACAUUUGCACACAAAAAGCUACAGAUGGAAGGCAUCACUGUAUUUUGGGACGAGUUCGCUGAUGUGUCUCAAGCUGGUUCUAAAUCCUCACCACCUCCGCCUGAAACGGAGCCAAAGCUCUCUCCCAGCUGGAAUCCCAAAAUUAUUUGUGAGCCUCAUCCGCAAUUCACAGAGACAAUAUCCUCAACAGCACCCUUUCAACCUGUGCAGGUUGGGAGUCUCUGUGGUAAAAUUGAGUUGUCACUCACGCUGAAAAAUAACCUAGCCAUGCCUGGAGCAAAGCUGGACGUCGCCGGCCAUAUUGACACACUACUCAUUUUGAUCUCGCCACGUCAAGUUCAUCUACUUCUGGACUUGUUUGGAGCGUUCUCCUUUGAACGUGCACAAGAAUGGGCCAAGGACAGAAAAAAUCGCCCCAUGCAGCAAGAGGAUGAGUACCGACUCCACAUGGAACUAAACCGCUGUCUGAAGAAGGACACUGCAAUGGCAGGAGUAGAGGCUGAACUCUUUGAGAGCCAGACGACCCGAACUGUCUCAAGUCGAGAUGAUGUCUUCUUCUCCAUGGCUGACAUGGACAUGUCACAUAGCUUGUCGUCCCUCCCUCCUUUGGGGGAACCGCCAACAGUGGAUUUGGAUUUGUCACUCAAUAGCAACUACUCUGCUUCUCCGAGAGAAUCGCCAUUGGGAAACACGACUGCUUUGUGGGAGGAUUACAUAGAUGUACCACGACAAAGAGAGAAGGAGACUCCUGGAAAGCCACGCGACUCACAAGUCCCUCAAACAUUAUUACGACAAACUUCACAUUCGUCCAAAACGCAUGGUGACGAGUCAAGGCCAGAGCUGGUGUUAAGUCUGACACUGAGCAGUUUGGCCAUCUCAGUCCUCCACAUUGACCCGCUUCCACCGCUUGAUGCUUCCCCAAGUCCGCUGGGCCCUUUGGCCGCACACUUCUUCAGCGUGGUGGGCCCGAGCCAUCUCGACCCAGCCGCCUUCCUUCAGUCUCGAUCAGUCUUUAAUCACGCCUGUCCCCAAGAUCAUCUCAGGUUUGUGGGCCAGGGUCUCAAUAUCAUCUACGAGCACUGUCAGGGAUCCAGCCUCCGGACUUUUAGCACCGAUGUCUCCCUUGACCAAAUGGAGUUGCUAGAGUGUCUGUUCUCUUCAGAGAGCAUCGCCACUGGCUCCCAGAGAGGUUUUCAGUACACUGAGCUCCUGACGUUUAGCACUGCAACCAGUGGCAAUGAACCACUUAGUACCUGCUUUCACCUGCUUUACAAACAGGCUGAGCGCAGAGGCCCCCAGGGUGGCCAGGUGCGGCUCAGCGCCAUCCCCAGAAAAGCUGACAUGCAGGUAGAGCUGGGCCCUGUGCGCUCCGAGCUCGACAUCAGUAUUGUGGACCGUCUCAAUUCUGUACUUCAGCCUCAGAAGCUGGCCACCACGGAGAUGAUGGCCUCACACAUGUACACGUCCUACAACAAGCAUGUUAGCUUGCAUAAGGCCUUUGCAGAGGUUUUUCUCGAUGACAGCCACAGCCCUUCCAACUGUCACGUGUCGGUGACCGUUAAUGCUCCAAUACUGGGGCUUGACAUCCGGUUUCCCAUUCCCGAUCUGCGCUCCGAUCAGGAGAGAGGUCCCUGGUUUCAACAGUCCUUGCAGAAAGAAGUACUGCACCUGGAGCUGGAAGACCUGGAAUUUAAAACAGAAUUUCGGAGUGGGAGCACACCAGAUCAAACUAAGAUGGAGCUCACCUUCAGGGAGCUUACUGGCAGGUUCCAGGAAGAGCUGGAUCAACCAGCUGCCAGGUUCAUCAGAGUAUCCCACACUAUGGACGGAGACAUGACAGCAUCUGAAAGUGUGAAGUUUGAUUGGCCUCGUGUUGUGUUGAAAAUGAACCCCACUGCGGUGCACUCAAUCCUCGAACGUGUGACGGCCGAGGAUGAAGAAGGGGCCGAGGACAAUUUCCUUGAGGAGGAGGAAGAGGAGGGGGCUGCCCACUCACUCAAGGAUGUUUGUGACUUUGGGAAACCAGAGCCAUCGCCUUUUUCUUCCCGGCGGGUUAUGUAUGAGAAUGAAGAGAUGGUCAUACCCGGUGAUGUUGCUGAGAUCACCAACUUCCAAGAAAAAACCAUGAACAAUUCUCGUUUUGUCCUAGAGCUGUGUUUCCCUAAUGUGCAGUUAGCUUUACCCAGCAAAGCAUUUUAUGAAAAACUACACAACCGAAUAAACAAUGACCUCCUGCUGUGGGAGCCCACCGCUCCUUCGCCUGUGGAAACCGUAGAAAGCAUGCCAUAUGGUGUUGGUCUAUCUGUUGCCAGUCAAUUGAUCAACACUUACACUAAGGACAGCUUCACCCAAUUUCGCUCCACUGGACCUGAGGAAGAUACCAGCGGUUCAGAAGAGGAGUACAUGCACUACUACUCUCCUUCUUCUGACCAAGGAUUCAGGUCACACAAGAAGAAAAAGCCCAAAGUUCAGAGUAAGAGCUCCCAGAGCCUGUUCUCUGUCAUUAUCAACGUCAACCAUGGUUUGAUUGCUCUUCAAACUAACGCUAAGAAGGAGGAUAAAACACUGGUAAAAAACAAACAUGGCGAAUUCUGGCUGGAGGUGAAAAAUGCGGUGCUGUUCAGUGUGACGCAACACGAAGGCUUCAAAGACCAGCACUAUGUCUGCUUCCACACAACCAAUAGUUCUAUGUAUCACCAAGGACUUGUAGAUGGAGGCCCGUCGUCUGACAUAAAACUGCCAUUCAUGUCACGUCCACACUGGCUGGAACCAACCAUCUACCAAUCGGAGUCAUCCCCCGAGAGAUCCUCGACUCCCUCGGAGGGAAUUGGCUUGGAGGCCCGCAGCAUGGUGUCUGUUGCCGUCAAGAUCUCGUCGCAGAAUGCUGAGCGCAGCGUCAAGGAAUUUUUGGUUGCUGUGGGAGUGAGAGGAGCCACAGUCCAGCACAGAGUGGUUCCUCCCAACUUGGGGUGGUAUGAUCAGAUUGUUGACUUUUUGAAUGUCUCCGAUGAGCCGGUGCUGGGUUACGCUCCUCCCACGUCUGUCAGCACCCUGCAUCUACAUUUAUGGAACUGCUCUCUUGACUACAGACCCCUUUAUUUACCUCUGCGAUCGCUGCUUGUGGUCGAAACAUUUAGCAUCUCGAGCAACGUGUCCCUCGAUCACUCUUCGUCAACACUCAGGAUCAUUCUGGAUGAAGCUGCUCUGUUCCUCUCAGACAAGUGUAAUGUCGUCUCUGUGAAUUUAGCACGCGACUAUGUCCAAGUGCUCGACAUGGGAACUCUGGAACUGCGAAUCACAGCUGUCAAACCUGACGCGAAUGAGAAACCGACUGAGCCGAGAUUUGAACUUCGAUGCUCGAGCGACGUCAUCCACAUCAGAACAUGCGCCGACUCCUGUGCUGCCCUCAUGAACCUAAUCCAGUACAUUGCCAGCUAUGGAGAUUUGCUUCCUCCUGCAGAGCCAGAGGCCAAGCAAACCAGCUCGACACAAAAAAACAAGGCGGAGUUUCUCGGCCGACCCGUCGCUCAGACCCCGCUGCUAGCCGAGACUGAGCAGCGGAUUUUGCAGGAUCUGAUGAGCGAAGCGAUGGAGGAAACUGAUGGGCAGCAUCCUCCCGGGCAACAACAGAAUGGUGUUCAGGAGGAGAGGAAUCGUGAUCAUGAGCCCCCUCGCUCUGACUUGUUCCUGUUCCCAGAUGAGAGUGGAAAUUCUGUCCAGGAUGCCAGCCCCACUUAUCCUAUGCUCCACUCUCCUCUCAUCACUCCUGUUCCUUGCCAGGCACAGGAAACCGACGACUUCUGUAUUCUGGAGACACCCGGUUCCAGAGCAGAGGAUGUCGAUCAGGAGCCCGUCGUAAAGCUUUUCACCUCCGAGCCAGUGCAAAUCAAAUACGAUCACUUCAGUCAACCUCUGGAUGGAAGUGAUUCCAGUCGUGGAGCAUUGAAUUUUCCCAUCCCGGAGGUGCGCUACCUUAUCAAGGAGAUUUCCAUUGUUUGGCAUCUUUAUGGUGGCAAAGAUUUUGGCCGUGUAAUGUUCACAGCUUCCCCUGCCAGAAGCCGGGGUACUACUCCCCACAGUUCCCCCUCCAAAACUCCGGUUCGACAGGCCAGAGUUUCAGGACGCACUGGAGGUGGAAAAGGAAGAAACCCUGAUGUUCUGAUGGAGAUCCAACUGAGCAAAGUGAGAUUUCAACACGAGGUGUACCCACCGGACCAGGAGGCCUCAGGCUCACCAGCAGAACAGCCGGUAUCUCGCCAGGUGUUUGUUGUGCAAGACUUGGAGAUCCGAGACAGACUGGCGAGCUCCCAGAUGAACAAGUUUCUUUACUUGUACUCCAGCAAAGAAAUGCCCCGCAAGGCUCAUUCUAACAUGUUGACAGUUAAGGCACUCCACAUGUGUCCUGAGUCCGGCCAGGCUCCACAAGAGUGCUGCUUGCGUGUUUCCCUGAUGCCUCUCCGCCUCAAUAUAGAUCAAGAUGCACUCUUCUUCCUGAAAGACUUCUUCACAAGUCUUUCCACAGAAGUGGAGUUUUUCUCCCCACCAAGUCAAGAUGUGAGCAUGUCCAUGAAGAAAGCCUCCACCCCAGAGAUCUCAUGCAGCUUCUCCAAGCAUGCUGCCUCUAACCAGGAGCCGGCACCGAUCAUCUCCGUGCCUGCCCAGAGACGUUUGAGCCAAAAUGGUUUCUCCAUGUGCGGCCGGGAGGAGCCUGGCGAGGGUGACACAUCCACUGCUUUAUUCUCCGACCAGCCCAUAUUCUUUAGGGAGUUCAGAUUCACCUCUGAUGUUCCCAUUCGCCUGGAUUAUCAUGGAAAACAUGUGUCAUUGGAACAGGGAACAUUUUCAGGGAUCAUUAUCGGCUUGACACAGCUGAACUGUUCAGAGCUCAAACUGAGACAGCUGUGCUACCGGCAAGGCUUAUUAGGUGUGGAUAAACUCUUUUCCUAUGCAAUUAAUGAGUGGCUUAAUGACAUAAAGAAAAACCAGCUCCCGGGCCUUCUGGGUGGUGUGGGACCCAUUCACUCGCUGGUCCAGCUGGUCCAGGGAUUCCGGGACUUGGUGUGGCUUCCAAUUGAGCAGUACAGAAAGGAUGGUCGUAUCGUGCGGGGCUUUCAGCGUGGCACCGCCUCCUUCGGAACGUCCACAGCUAUGGCCGCUCUCGAGCUUACCAACAGGAUGGUGCGGACCAUCCAGGCAGCAGCGGAGACAGCCUAUGACAUGGUGUCUCCAGUGGUGAAUGAGCGCGACACAAAGAGGGUAAAACGGUUCUCACACUAUGGACUGGCUCAUCAGCCCGUUGACCUGAGAGAGGGCGUGGCCAAAGCCUACACAGUGGUGAAAGAGGGAAUCACAGACACGGCACUGACCAUCUACGACACGGCUACCCGAGAACACGAACAACGGGGCAUGACUGGAGCAGUGGGCGGGGUUCUCCGUCAGUUGCCGCCCGCAGUGGUCAAGCCCCUCAUUAUGGCCACGGAAGCUACCUCCAACGUCUUGGGUGGCAUGAGGAACCAGAUUCACCCUGAUGCCCGACAAGAGGAGUCCCAAAAGUGGAGGCAAGGCGAGGAGUAACUGAGAACAUCUGUCCUGCUGUAAAUAACGAGCAUCUCAUGACGGUUGAGGUCAGCUGUUCCCUCACCAGUGCCUUCAUGGUCAUGCUUAUCAAACUCAGUAGAAUCAAAGGGACACAUUCAAGUCAUAUCUGUAUUGGGUUACGUCGUCUUGUCGGUAAGAUGCAGCAUCUACACAUGUAAUGAAUAAGAUGACACGUUCCGUUAUCUUUGUCAUAAGGAAUAUCUCACUUGUGACCCCGGAUUGAAAGUACAUGUCUAUGUCUACUGUAAAUAUUCAAAUUCGUACCAUUUCAUGCAGAUAUAUGAAGAGCAGUGUAGGAUGUACAGUUAUGUGGAGGUACAGCACUUUUGAGAAACUUGAAAGGUUACUUACUGCUAGUUUAAAAAAAUAAUGGUACGCAGUAUGGGGCAGCUUCCCCCCACCCCACCACCACCGGGAUGGGGGUUAUUUUCCAGCUGUCAACAAUGGCAGAUUCCCACCUUUAGCUGCUUUAAUUGUCAAAACCAAAAUUUAGGAUCUGUUCUGUUAUUUUGAUCCAAAGUCUUAAGAUAUUACUCUUUUUUUUGGUUCUCUGAUUACUGUUUUUGUUUUUUUGUCGCCAUGGGCUGCACUCACCUUGUUUUAUUUGAAAGUAACUAUUGUACAUAUAUGUACAGUUCAUUCUUGACUUUGUAUUAAAAAGCAUGAGUGGCAAAUUAAAAACGUACAAUGUUAAA